This is a messenger RNA of Amaranthus tricolor (Joseph's coat), 3205 nucleotides long. RefSeq lists its product as uncharacterized. Gene Ontology annotation, cellular component: EMC complex. The record is from RefSeq and is a predicted model, not a curated record. Gene Ontology annotation, molecular function: protein binding. Lineage: Eukaryota; Viridiplantae; Streptophyta; Magnoliopsida; Caryophyllales; Amaranthaceae. Gene Ontology annotation, biological process: protein folding in endoplasmic reticulum.
ACACCAGAAAAAGUAAAGGACUCCUAAUCCUACUAAUACGAAAGAAUCAGUCUCAAGUAUAGCUGUUAACCGCCAAAUAGAUUUCUCUGUUUUUCUCUCCUGAGAGAACAUCCAUCAUCGUCUUCGCUGCCCGCCAUGGCUAUGGCGAUUAGGGCAUUUCUCCAUUUUUUCUUCCUUUCUUCUUCUUUUUUUGCUUUCGCUCUCUAUGAAGAUCAAAUUGGCUUAAUGGACUGGUAAUUGUCACUUUCUUCAAAUCAGCAGUACUUAGGUAAAGUAAAACAAGCUGUUUUUCACACUCCAAAAGCUGAACGAAAGAGACUUGUUGUUUCCACUGAAGAGAGUGUUAUCGCUUCUCUUGAUCUUCGUCGAGGCCAGAUUUUUUGGAGACACGUGCUUGGAGAGAAGGAUCCAAUUGAUCACAUUGAUAUUGCUCUUGGGAGCAUCCUUAGAGCAUGGAAUCUUCCUGAUGGGCAGAUGGUGUGGGAGUCAUUUCUUGUUGGCAAGAAACCAUCAGAAUCUUUGUUGUUGACAGUGAUUGAUUUGAAGGUGGAGCGUGAUAAUGUAAUUCUUGUAUAUAGUAAUGGUUGCCUCCAUGCAGUAUCUAGUGUAGAUGGACUAGUCCUGUGGAAUUUGGAACUUGAAAGUGUGGAGCUUCAACAGUUAGUCAAGCCUGUCAGUGGUGAUGUCAUGUAUGCUGUAGGUUUUGCCGGCUCCUCCAAGUUACAUGCCUAUGGAAUGAAUAUCAAAACUGGAGAGUUACUCCUGCGAGAUUCUAUUGACAUUCCUGGUGGCUUCUCUAGGGAUUUAUCUCCUGUUUCCAGUGAAAUAUUUGUAGCUCUGGAUGUUCAGCUUACAUUGCUGGGGAUAGUAAGGUUAAAUGAUGGAAAACUCAGUUUCAAGGAAGCAGAGAUUCAUGAUCUUGUUCCACAAAUUUUUGAAAGGGCUACUGUAUUACCUUUGAAGCUAGUAGGAAUGUUUGCCAUAAGGUGCAGUCCCUAUAUAGUUUUUGUGAAAGUUAAUGACCAAAGCAAGCUUGAAGUUGUGGACAAAAUUGAAGAUUCUGCAGCAGUUAGUGAUGCUCUUUCAUUUACUGAAGAGCAGCAAGCGUUUGGAAUUGUUCAACAAGGGGGUGGUAAAACUCAUCUUACAGUGAAGCCUGGUGAUGACUAUAGUACUGAUCUUCUGAAAGAAAGCAUUCAGAGACCAGAACGAGGGCUUGUUCAGAAGGUUUUCAUAAAUAAUUAUAUUCGCACCGAUGGAUCUUAUUGAUUUAGAGCAUUGGUUGUUAUGGAAGAUCACUCUUCAUUAUUAUUGCAACAAGGUAAUAUUGUUUGGACCAGAGAAGAUGGGCUUGCUUCAAUUGUAGAUGUAACUACUUCAGAGCUACCCCUAGAAAAGAAAGGUGUAUCAGUUGGCAAAAUGGAGCAAGGUCUUCUUGAGUGGCUGAAGGGACACUUUUUGAAACUUAAAGGGACUUUGAUGCUUGGUCACCCUGAAGAUAUGGCCGCCAUUCAGGAAUUGAGGAUAAAGAGUUCUGGAAAAAGCAAUUUGACCGAAGAUCAUAAUGGCUUUUGGAAAUUGCUAGUAGCACUGACUAAAGCCGGGAAAGUUUAUGCAUUGCAGUCGGGAGAUGGACGAGUAGUUUGGUCCAUUUUUCUGCCUAAAUUGCGGAAAUCCGAUACGUGUGAGAAUCCUGUUGUUCUCAAUCUGUAUCAGUGGCAGGUUCCUCAUCAUCACGCUUUGAAUGAGAAUCCAGCUGUUCUUGUUGUUGGUCGUUGUGGGAAUGUAGUUGAUGCGCCUGGUAUUAUUUCAAUUGUUGACACCUACAUAGGGCAGGAGCUGAACUCACUGGGGUUAGCUCAUUCUGUUGCUGAAGUCAUACCAUUGCCAUUUGUGGACUCAACAGUAAGGUGUCUUCACUUAUUUGUAGAUGCAAAUAGCAUUGUGCAUUUAUACCCUAAGACUCCUGAAUCUGCUGCUAUAUUUGAGGAGUUUUCUAAUGUGUACUGGCACUCUGUUGAUACUGAAAAUAACAUAUUGAGAGGAUUCGCAUUAAAUGGAAAAUGCAUGAAUGAGCUGGCUGAUCAAUUUUGCUUUAGGUCAAAGGAUCUAUGGUCAAUUGUACUCCCUUCAGACUCGGAAAAGAUCAUUGCAACUGCUGCAAGGAAGUCAAGUGAGGUGAUGGCUGACCGAGAUGUGAUGUACAAGUAUAUAUCCAAAAAUCUAUUAUUUGUUGCCACUGUUGCACCAAAAGCGGCUGGUGAAAUUGGAUCGGUAACCCCUGAUGAGGCAUGUUUGGUUGUGUACCUCAUAGAUACUGUGACUGGUCGGAUACUACACCGUGUGACGCACCAUGGCGCACAGGGUCCUGUCCGUGCAGUUUUCAGUGAGAACUGGGUUGUCUAUCACUAUUUUAAUCUCAGGGCCCAUCGAUAUGAGAUGACGGUGAUUGAGCUUUAUGAUCAAUCUCGAGCGAAUGUCUGGAGCUUGAUCAUUGGGAAACAUAAUCUUACUUCCCUAAUUUCCUCUUAUUCUCGGUCAGAAAUCAUGACAAAGUCACAAUCUUAUUUUUUUACCCAAUCUGUGAAGACAAUAUCCGUAACCUUGACCGCAAAGGGAAUAACAGCAAAGCAGCUUCUUGUAGGAACUACUGGUGAACAGGUUUUGGCUCGUGAAAAGCGGUUUCUUGAUCCUCGUCGGACAACGAAUCCAACGCCGACUGAUUUAGAGGGUAUUAUACCUCUAACAGAUUCAUUGCCUAUUAAUCCCAAGUCCUAUCUGACUCAUGCACUCAAAGUGGAAGGUCUUAGAGGCAUAGUUUCUAUUCCAGCAAAACUAGAGUCGACUAUACUCAUCUUUGCUUAUGAAACCGAUUUGUCUUUCACCCGCCUUACCCCAUCGAGAACUUAUGACUCCUUGACAGAAGACUUCAGUUAUGCACUACUUCUCUUAACCAUUGUUGCGCUUGUAGCUGCAAUCUUUGUCACCUGGAUCUUAUCUGAGCGAAAAGAAUUGAGAGAUAAGUGGAGGUGAUUUUUCUGUAUCCAAUAUUUUGUUUUUGACAAGUUUAACAUUUUUUUUGAACAAUAUUUACACUUAACAAAUUUUGUAGCAUAUUUGUGGUGAGGUAACUCAUCGUCAUUGUAAAUCUAGAAUUACUAGAGAUUACUACACAAAUGAAAUAGCCUUAAUCUGUUCCAUCAAA